GGUCUAAACCCUUUAAGACAUUCCAUUGUAUCAGAAAAAGCACUGGAGUGUGUGGAUCAGAAGACUGAAGUUCUAAUUCCAUUCAUGGCAUAUAACUCUGUGAUCUUAGGCAAGUCACUGUGCCUGAAUGGAGCUCAAUUUUCUCUUCAAUAAUUAAAGUUCGGUUAAGAGUUCCUUUCAGUUUUUACAUGCAGUGAACUCUAAACUUUAUGAAUUCAUAUCAAACAGCAACUUUGAAGUUCAUUCUAAACUGACACAUCACAAUAUACAAUGGUCCUGACUUGUAGAAAUAACCAAAAGCCAGAACUCGUUAAAUAAAGCAUCUUACAUUUUUUGUGACACUUUUAAGUAACCAUCUUCGUUGUUCUUGCCUUAUAGUCCUCGGACUCUUGCUCAUUAGACGCCCUGGGGCAGUCAGAAUACCAGAAGGAUCUGGAAAAGAAAACCUUAAGGGGAAAUAACCAGCAGACAAACCUGGAAACUAGACUGCAGGGUCAAAGUUAGAGACAGCCUAGGGCUAUCAGUAGCCCCGGAGUACGGAGAAGAAACUAGAUUCACUUUUCUCUUUUAAGUGAUUGGCUAAUUACAACAGUGGAGGUUUUUGAUUGGCUGACUCUAAAAUAGAGUCGUUACUGACUGGAUCACGAUUACUAAACUCUGGGGACAAGCAGGUCCCAGAGGUUUUAUGCCUAGGUAUUUGGCCAGGGCUCUCCUUUUUCCUAAGAGGGCAUCGAUCUUCUUGAUUAUCCCUGAAUCUGCGACUGUGCUAAUCUUUUACAGGUUUCUGUCCCCUGGAUCUUCUUCCCUUCCAGCGAUGCCGAGGAUAGAUCUCACCAGGCGUCUCUCCGUGGGUCACAAUUCACUCCUACACCGGUUCCUGAGGUCCUCUGGAGGGGAACCUCGACCUCAGCUACCCCUUCGCCCCUGCUUGGUUCGGCAGCCCGAGCGCCAGCUCCCGAAGAAACGGGUGGUAUUCGCUGACACGAAGGGGCUGGCCCUGAUCACCAUCCACAACUUUUCAUGCGGUACUAUAACUCCUAAGGAGGAACUGCCGUUCCGGAACAGAAUUCUACAGCUGGCUCCAGCCUGUGUCCCGCCGGGGUCCAGCUAUGCCCUUGCUUUCUCUCAGCCCUUAGAUGACUACGGCCGUUUCUGCAGAUGCCUGCAGGCUCAGAAAGUGUGUCUGGAGCAGUGUGCAGUACAGGGGCGCUUCUUACAAGGUACAAUUGGAGUGCACAAUUUUGGAUAUGAGAAGGUUGUGCAAAUGCGCAUCACUUUCAAUGCCUGGACUUCUUACCUCGACGUGCCCUGUGUUUAUGUGCCUCAAAUUUUCAGAGGUGAAAUAGAUAUCUUCAGUUUCCAGGUGGCAUUGCCCCAGGGUCCUCCAGGCCCAGCUGGCACCAUCCAGUUCUGCUUCUCUUUUCAGUGUGUUCAGCAGAUUUAUUGGGACAAUAACCAGGGUUAUAACUACCACUUGCAGCCCUCUGACUCCCUACUUGUCUGUCAUGUUGAGUGAGUGUAGUUCUGAGUCUGCCAUUUGAGCCUCCACAAAUGGGCCACCUAUUUUCUUUGCAGCCCAUCUAAGAGUUUUUCCCCUGACUUGAAAAACCUGUACUCCUCCAGGGUUUGAAGGUUUUCCAGUUGUUUCAACCUUUUCUGCUGCUAGUUACAAUAAGAUCCAUAAACACCUGAACUAAGUUAUUAGGACAUAAAAUUCAAGUGCUUUUCAGUCUUCUCCCAGGAAAGUGGAAUCACCUUCUGCCUUUUGUAGGGGGGUAUGGUUAUUGUUUCAAGAGAAGAUGCUUUCUUUAGGAAGACACUGGGAGUACUACCCUUUUGCAGAAUUCUAGGGUUGCCUUUAAAGUGAGAUGGAAACUUUCACUGUUUUAAUUACCUACAUAACUCUAGUAGAGGCACUUAGGUUGCUCAGUGGAUGGAACAUUAGAUUUGGAGUCAGGAAGGCCUGUGUUCAAAUCCUGCCUUAGCCACUUACUAGCUAUGUGACUGGGCAAGCCAUGUAACCUCUGUUUGUCUUAAUCCACUGUAGAAGAAAAUGGUAAACUACUCCACUAUCUUUGCCAAGAAAACCCCAUAGAUGCUACUCUGGGUUAUAAUCUAUAGGGCCAAGAAAGUCAGAUGCCAGUGAACAACAAUGUACUCUGUUAAAAGGCACCUACAUGGAGAAGGGUGCUCUCUAGUGUUCAUAUUAGUGAUAUGGAAAGGCAAAGCAUGCUGAGUGUCCUCUAUUCAUUGUGCUAUUACAUUUAUGGUAAUUUGAGAUAUUCUUGCCUCUAAAUAUUCCUUAAUGGAAGUUUUUUUAAAAUUCAGCUGUUGUGAAAGGGUAAUUCAAAUCUGCCUCUUACCUUCAAUUUCUAUUUUAUUUUUAUUAAAAUCUUAUUUAAAAUGGGAUAAUAUUUAUUUUAAUGGUUUAUUCUAUAUUUUAACAUAAUUUAUCUAUAUCUGUAAUUCAUGGAAUAUUGUAAUAUUCUAGCAAAAUAUCUUGGGCUAUUUGAACUCUGGAAAAACCUUCCCAAGUUUAGCUGAUGAUGUAAGAACUUUAAUAAAAGUUAUUUUCUUA
This is a messenger RNA of Monodelphis domestica (gray short-tailed opossum), 2578 nucleotides long. RefSeq names its product protein phosphatase 1 regulatory subunit 3C-like. The record is from RefSeq and is a predicted model, not a curated record. Gene Ontology annotation, molecular function: glycogen binding; protein phosphatase 1 binding. Lineage: Eukaryota; Metazoa; Chordata; Mammalia; Didelphimorphia; Didelphidae. Gene Ontology annotation, biological process: regulation of glycogen biosynthetic process. Gene Ontology annotation, cellular component: protein phosphatase type 1 complex.